Messenger RNA from Microplitis mediator, 1201 nucleotides. RefSeq lists its product as uncharacterized. The record is from RefSeq and is a predicted model, not a curated record. NCBI's taxonomy places the organism in Eukaryota, Metazoa, Arthropoda, Insecta, Hymenoptera, Braconidae. The coding region runs from base 231 to 848 and encodes 205 amino acids. The transcript is spliced from 6 exons.
CUCAGUAGCUCAGUAGCGCGCGAUCUUGCAACACGGACACGUGCUUUUGUCAUCAUAAUCACAAUCACGAGUUCUUAAACUCGACAACUUUUUUAGUGAGGAAAAUAACUUACAGCUUACAAAUUACUUACUUAAAAUUUUUUUUCCAACUUGCUCAAUCUUUUUUUUCCCUCGUUAUACUUAAACUUUUUUAUGUUUAAUGAAAAGGCUCUGACGCCCUUAACGGUCUAAUGAUGCUUAGUUACGGCAAAGAUUUUGAAGUUACUGCAGAUCAAAAUGUGAAUAAUGAAUUUCCCAAAACAUUUGAUUCAAAUCUUGAUAUUUUUACACGGAUUUUAGGAGUUUCUACAGCGAUCGUUGUAUGCGGAGUUGGCGCAGAUGUGGCUUAUCAUCGACACAUCAUGGGUUAUUACGUUACAGUCGCGUCUGCUAUGAUUUUCUUCCUCGAGAUUACUUGGGCUAUCACGCUCUUCGUACAGAUAUGUUUUAGGAAUGAAGAGGCUUAUUGUUCGCGUUGUUGGUCCUACGUUUUGACAAUAACGAAAGGCUGGAGACGAGCUUUGUUUUACCUUCCGCUGUCGAGUAUUUUGGCAUGGAAACCCCACAACUUGUGGCUCUCUUUUGUCGCUGCUGGGCUUCUAGCUGGGUUGUCGUUAUUACACAUAAUUUCGAGCUUAUUGAGCCAGCGUAAACCUAAUCGGCCUAGUAAUGAUUCAUUGGGCGAGAGAUUAUUGAAUGCCAGACCUGAAAUUUACGAUCGAUUCGAAGAAGUUUUAGUCACAGAAGUAUUAGACGAUGGAGUCGGAGGAGCAAUGGGGCGAGUAGGAGAUAGUGACGGGGAAAUAUGACACGAAAGACAGCCCUCGUGGGCUAGCGAAACUGACGAAGACAGUGAACCUGAACAAAGGACUUGUCAAAUUGCCACCUUGUCCUAGUUGCAUUAAUUAUAAAUAUAUAUAUAUAUAUUUAUAUUUAAUUAUCACGCAUGACCAUCGGCUAUUAAAAGAAAUAAAAUAAACAACUGGGGUGGAAAUAAAUGUGAAAUAUUUUCCAGAAUAAUUGUCAAUUGCAAUUUUAAUGAACUCGAGUUCAUUUAAAAAUAAAAAAAAAUUAUACAUAAUAAAGAUAAAAAAAAUAUAUGAAGAUAAAUAAAAUUUUUAUAAAAUAUAUGGAGGAAAUAAUUGAGACUUUUUUUUUAGCG